AUGACAGAUACAACACAUAACGACGAUAUAGACACAACAGCACUCUUUGCAGAAAUCGAAAAAGAAAAGCUUGGAGACUAUGAGACUUGCAGUGCCUCUGAAACUUUUGACGCUGCUUUUCAAUGUUACACUCUCGGUGCACAGGCAAUCAAUUACUAUCGUUAUGGUUCAAAGAAAGAUUGUGCAGGCAAAUGGGAAGAUUUCAAAUUUUGCUUAAAGACAAAGACAAAAUCAUCUGAAUUAGCCGAUGCCAUGCUUAGAGAACGCAAGGCGAAUAAGGAAGCAGCAAGAAUGAGAGGACGUAACUCAGAGGAAGUUUGGGAAGCUAGAUAG
Molecule: messenger RNA, 333 nt
Organism: Mucor mucedo
Lineage: Eukaryota; Fungi; Mucoromycota; Mucoromycetes; Mucorales; Mucoraceae
Exons: 3
Coding region: 1-333 (110 amino acids)
Source: RefSeq, a predicted model, not a curated record